AGUUAGCUAGGGUUGUUGGAGUUGUGAUCUCUUUCACUGUCAUCUCUAAACCUGAAUGAGUGAAAUCAAAAGUAGGUAAAUAGUUCGUGAACAAUUGUAAUUUAUAUAUCCCAUGUUAACAGAAAAAGUGCAUGACUUUGCUUUUUAUUGGAGGAGGGCAGCAUCUUUCCAUGCACCAGAAUCUUAGGAAGAUUUUGGAGAAAUUAUGACCAAUAGAUAUCUGAUUUUCUUCAUUAGGAGGAAUUGAAGCUUCCAACAGCUUGAGUUAUUUGACUCGGUUUACUUUCUUCUUUCAACUAAGGCAAUUCGCAGUUCACACACAGCUUUUGUGUUCAAGAAAUCAGAUUUCUCGCCUCGGGAAGCCAUUUUUGUUUGCAGGGUUUGGAAAACUUCGUUGCAAUUCACAGAAAAAAGAAAAUUGCAUGUUCCAAGGAGGCCUCAUGUUGGUCAAAGCAUUCAAUUACAACCGGAGGGCUGGUGAAUUUAAGGCUUGGGGUUGAAGGUAUUUUCAGUGUCCACAAAGGAGGGUGCAGAAGCUGUAUAUGACUUAGCAAGCCUGAAGAUUAGCUGCUUUUUCAUUGAACCAUAUGGUGCAGAAAUUAGAUUUGUUUGUUGAGGUGAUGGCUUCUGCAAAUUGUUCUUCCUCAUCGUUAGGGAAGAGAAAGCAAAGAAAUGAUUUUGUCAGUGCUGUUAAUACAAAACUAGAAGUGGAAACAACAGAUUUAGUAGGGAAUGCAACACAAAUCCCCAGUGGCUUGACACCCAUUAGAUUCAAUCCAUCUUGCAGAUCUGAGACAGAAAAUAAGUUUGAAGAAGAAGAAUGUUGUGUGACACCCAAGUCUGAGGAACACAAGAUACCCUCAAUGACAGUGUGCCCUCCUGCAUCUCGCAAACCCAAAUCAGCUCCUCUAAAGAGAAAUCCUGCAAUUAUAUCACGUCGCAGAGCAAUUCAUGUUCCUUCGGAUUCUCCUGAUUUGGAGUUACUUUUCGGUUCAGAUCUGACCAAAGAUCACCAGCAUCAGAAGAAAAAGCACAAAAAAAAUGAAAGCAGUUCAAGUAAGAGAGAAGAGAGUCAAAAUUAGAUAGAUCUUGCUAAUUUAAAUGAGCACAAAAAAACACAAGAAGGAUACGAGACAAACAUUAAUGAUGAUUUAUCAUAAAAGUUAAGUCUACUUUCAAAUAAGAAAAUUUCUUAUUAAUCAUUAAUCAUUAUCGAGUACAGUCAUUUAUACAAUCAUAUUCAGUGUAAAAUCAAGAGUUGACAGAUCUGCCCAUGUAACCAAAAUAGAUUAGAACUUGGUGACAAUUUUAUUUUUCUUUUAUGGGCUAAUGUGCAUAUUAUCCAGGAGAGUACUGUAACUAAGCUUUGUUGUACAAUUGCUGAUUGUACGUCCUACUGUAUAUUCUAGAUUUGUGUUCCUCAAGGGGGUCUGCUUGUCGAUGUCUCCUGCUCAACAUAAUUUAAGAUCCAUUCAGUGCCUGUCACAUUGGGAUCAAAUCUUUUUUGUUAUCA
Messenger RNA from Cryptomeria japonica (Japanese cedar), 1513 nucleotides. RefSeq lists its product as uncharacterized. The transcript has 2 exons. The record is from RefSeq and is a predicted model, not a curated record. The coding region runs from base 588 to 1082 and encodes 164 amino acids. Gene Ontology annotation, biological process: regulation of DNA endoreduplication. NCBI's taxonomy places the organism in Eukaryota, Viridiplantae, Streptophyta, Pinopsida, Cupressales, Cupressaceae.